CCGCGACCACGGCCAGUGCAACCUGGCCGAAACGUUGGGAAAAAAGAUGUCGGUAGGAUGGAGCUGCCUGCCGCUGCUGCCUCUGGGCUGCAUCCUGGAGCACCUGAGCCUGGAGGACGCUCUGGCAGCCAUGUCCACCAGCCGGCACUGGCGCAGUGGCCUGCUCAUGUACGAGGGCCGGAGGAAAACUCUGAAACUCAACGCGAAGCAGUUGGACAAAUGCGCGUUCCUAGCGCGAAUAUUUAAGAAACACGCAAACGUACUGCAAAUACACGUUGCGGACUGCAGUCGGGCCGAGCUCACGCAGUUCAUGCACAAAAUAAUGCCACAAUUCUUCGACACACUGAAGCUCCUAGAGAUAGUAUUCAUAGGACCCGGCUGCGUGCAGAUGGCGCAUAGCAACGUCAAACUAGACAGAGUAAUGAUAGAGAGCCUGCUAUUCAAACAUUCCCACAGCAUACGGAACUUCGCGCUGCUCAACUGCGAAAUGGACGCGGUAGAUGACAAGAAGCCGAGACAAAUUCAUGGCAAUGUGAAACUAUACUCCCGCGGGCUUCGCUUUGACCCCUCGUCACCUGCCGACGCGGUUUUAUCCAGAUUCAAUGCUGAGGCGAUGAUGUUUUCCAGCUUACAGCACAUACUAGUGGACUACGACCUCGUGACAACAGACACUCUAGAAACCCUCUCGCAGCUCACAUCAUUCAGCCAGCUCAGCAUCAUCAUAUGCAACAAGAAACUAGCACAUUCCGUGGACUGGCGCCGGGUUCAGACCUUCUACCCUAACGGGUUAGACGUCGCUGUCAACUUGAUUGGAUUGCCAGAGAAAAAGAUCGACGAAGUCAUGGAAACAGUUUUAGUCGAGGGGCUGACUCUCACAUCGCUCAAGCUGCUGUUUUGUAAAACUUUACACCCGCCCCUCAUCAAGCAUGUGGUGCGGCUUCACAAGGACUCGCUACGCGAGUUCGUCGUUGUGGACGCGCCUCACGAGUCGUGCCCACACGUCAUACGUUCACUGCGCGCUCCUGAGUAUGAAUCAUGCAACGUGAAUCCAAUCAUAUUGAUGUGCUGGCAGUGUACUCAACUAAGAAGACUUGUGUUACAUGGCUACUGGGUAUGGCAGUACGACGUACUUGGUUUCGUGCGGCUCCGCAAAUCGCUGUGUGAGCUGGAAAUAUCUGCCGUGUAUAGACGACAGCGGUGCCCGCAGCAGGCGGCUAAUAUGGCGCGCGUGCAUGUUGGGGACGCGCCUGCUACUCUCGACGCGAGCUUUGUUAGACAAGUGAACGAGUACACGGAGUUCCUGUGGAAGCCGUGCUCGUGGGCGCGCCUGCACCCCGCGCUGCGCGCGCGCGCCGCGCCGGCCGCGCGCGCCGCCUACGUGCUGCGCGAGGCGCGCCGCCCGCUCGGCGUCACGUUGCAUUCUCACAAAUGAGAGUGCCAAACAACGUGACAUCGAAGCCUGGCAAUGUGAGCAAAAAUGACGAAAAUUCGAAUAUUGGCGAUCGACGAAAAUUACUAAAGGUAUUUGUUCAAUGCCAUCACACCAGCUGCGUGUGCAUAGACUCCACGCACACGUCACGCAGGCGGUGUGCCAUCUCUUAUAAGAUUAUGUAUAUCACAACGCGCACUCACGUCAACGCAUACGCAUCCGGUGUGAGCGGGCUUCAUCAACUUGUACCUGUAAUAAAUGAAAAUAAAAAUAGUGGUGAAUAAAAAUGCAACCUGUAUAAAAGCUCUCCUGAGCGCUUUGAAAUUUAAAUGUCUUAUAAAGAAAUUUAUACUUAAUACUCAAGGGCCUAAAUCAGUCCUUUAAAUGUACCUCUUAUAAAGGGACAAAUUAUCGAUAAUCGCUUUAAAAUCAUAGACAAAGCAAUCUUUGCAUAGUUAGAAAAUGAAACAAAGUUCCUGAUACAUUUUCUUUUUAUAACUAGUAUAAUUUCUGAGAAAAUUCAACACAGCUUAGAUUUUCAAUGAAAAUUACGCGUUUAACAUACGAAAUGACUUAGGAAUAAGAAGAACAAAGUCAAUUGUCACCAAACUACUUACAUAAUAAACUGUAUUCAAUCACUGGUCCUAAGAAUCGAAUUUAUGUGUGAUAGAAAGUAUAUAAAAAUAAGUAUAAGCUGUGUGAAUAUUGGUAUGCACUAACUUUAAUAGAUACUCGAAGAAUAAACUUCAAAGUCACCAUGUAGGGUUGAUUUUUCGAGAUCAUUUCAUAUUCAUGCAGCAGUCCCCACCUCGACUAAAGGAAACAAAAGCUUUAAAAUGACGAGUUUUGAAUACAGUUUUCGUAAUUUCUAUAACAAAAGAGGUUUCUAGAAAUUGUAGCGUAAUUAUUAGACAUGAUGGAAAGGGAAAAGUACGGCUCUCUUCAGUGGCAUUUGCGGUUUACUUUUAAAACUAAUAUUUCGUAGCUACUCUUGUAUCUUAUUUAUUUGCUACGUUUAGUUCACGAAUUGUGAAACAAUUCUUAAAUGUUGUUAUUCUAUGCGAUGUUCAUAAUACGAAUCGGGAAUGUCGGGAUAGAAUCGCAAGGCAUCGAUGGAAGGACGCUCAAUACUGUCACUGCAUAUAUACAAAAGAUAAGAGCGUCAUGACGCAAUUUUUGUCGAGACCUACUUUUCUCUUCUCACCAUGUUUUAGAGAACAUUGAGAAAAGCCGAAUGAUAUGUUUACUGGCAACAUCUCUCAAAAUAGCGAAUUUAUCAUGUAGUUGUAAUAAUGCAAUGUUAACAUUGAGAUAUCACGCCAAAAGGGGCCAAACUCCGACUUGCCCAAACAACCGAGACGAUUCGGUGAGUUGUGUGAUAAUAACAGAUUGUGAUAUCAUUAAGCAAAUGAAGUAAGAUUGGGGUCGCAUAUUAGCCAAAGCGACGUGAAUGUAUAUGUUUAUAAAACUGUUGUUAAAUCUUUUGGUGUGGCUAAACAUCUAGUCAAAGGCCUGCAUAUUGUAAAUAUCUACACAUUAAUACCACAGCGGGCCCAACAUUGCGCAAAACAAAAGUAUUACAAAUACAUAUAAAAUAUAUCAACUGUGUAGCUUUAAGAGAAAAAAUCUCAUGACUGUAUUAAAUACAGUUAUUUUAUUAUACACAAGUGCCACUGCUAUUGCAAAGAGGAUCAUGAAUUUCCAAAAUUGCAAAUGAGCCCUGUUUUAGGUAUCUAUUAAUAUUUUAGUGUAAACUUUUUAAUAAAUGCAGGUAGAAUAGAAGAUCAUGUGGCAGCAUUUAUCAUUGGUUGAUCAGUGACAUUUCAUCUGGCAUGGACGUGCUUGCGUUGAGUACUACGUACCUGAUUUAUUUUUUAACAUCUUAUUUUAAACGUCACAGUUUCGUUUUCUUUCAACCCCUUAUUUGCCAAGAGUGGCACUGAAGCUUUAGUAGUUUCAUGUGUUCUGCCUACCCCUUUAUGGGA
Leguminivora glycinivorella is the source of this 3414-nucleotide messenger RNA. RefSeq lists its product as uncharacterized. Gene Ontology annotation, cellular component: SCF ubiquitin ligase complex. Gene Ontology annotation, biological process: positive regulation of protein ubiquitination; SCF-dependent proteasomal ubiquitin-dependent protein catabolic process. The record is from RefSeq and is a predicted model, not a curated record. The transcript has 13 exons. Gene Ontology annotation, molecular function: protein binding. NCBI's taxonomy places the organism in Eukaryota, Metazoa, Arthropoda, Insecta, Lepidoptera, Tortricidae. The coding region runs from base 47 to 1432 and encodes 461 amino acids.